Symbiodinium sp. CCMP2456 is the source of this 1126-nucleotide messenger RNA. The record is from the annotation of a GenBank genome assembly. NCBI's taxonomy places the organism in Eukaryota, Dinophyceae, Suessiales, Symbiodiniaceae.
GAAACGUGGUCUGGUGUCGUUGCCUCCAAACUUUGCAGGUCUGGAUGCCUCCAGGCCAUGGUUCGUCUUCUGGAUUUCCCACUCUCUGGAGAUCUUGGACGAGUUUAGCGAGACUCUUUGGUCGCCUCAGGUUGCAGCUUUCCUUUCUCACUGUCAAGAUCCCACUGGAGGAUUCGGAGGUGGUCCAUCGCAGCUGCCGCACCUGGCUCCAACCUAUGCAGCUGUCUCCGCGCUGGUGCUAGCAGGAUCGGAGACGGCAUACAAGGCAGUGGACCGCUCUUCCAUGUACAGCUUUCUGAUGCGAAUGAAGAGCCCCCACGGUGGGUUCAAGAUGCAUGAUGAAGGAGAGACAGACAUGCGUGGCUGCUACUGCGCCAUCGCUGUCGCUUCCAUGCUCCACCUUCUCACAGACGAGCUGCUGGAGGGGGUGCCGGAGUACAUUCGCAGAUGUCAGACAUGGGAAGGAGGCAUUGCUGGCGAAGAGGGCUUGGAGGCACAUGGCGGCUACUCCUAUUGUGGGCUGGCGGCGCUUUGCAUAGCAGGCAGAGCUGAUGCGCUGGACCUACAUGCAUUCCUCAAAUGGGCUGUGUACAAGCAGAUGACCCGCGAGGGCGGGUUCCAAGGGCGCGCCAACAAGCUUGUGGAUUCCUGCUACUCCUUCUGGCAGGGUGCCAUCUUCCCCCUCUUGCACGAAGCCUUCCGGCAGAGAGGCGAAGAAGUUGCUCUGCCGAAAGAUCACUGCUGGUUUGCUCCGCAGCCGUUGCAGACCUACAUCCUCCUAGCAUGUCAGCAUCCGAACGGCGGACUUCGGGACAAGCCUGGCAAGUCUGCAGACUUCUACCACACCUGCUAUGCGCUCAGCGGCAUGGCGGUGAGUCAAUACGACGUACAAGGUGGAACGGCUGUCUUUGGCGACCCGCGCAAUCUUUUGGAGCGGACGGACAUCUACUACAAUGUCGCGGUGGAGAAGGCAGAGCGGAAAUGCGCGUACUUCAACUCCUUGCCGCCGCUUUCAGUUGAUGGACGGACCGUUCAGGGUCGCGAAGGUUCGGGUGCGGCGGCCUUACUUAAGUGGCGGGUGGCUCGUAACCUGCAGUGGCGGCAAGUGUGGGAUCCAAGAAGCUGA